Messenger RNA from Astyanax mexicanus (Mexican tetra), 5864 nucleotides. RefSeq names its product acetylcholinesterase (gene ache). Gene Ontology annotation, biological process: acetylcholine catabolic process; choline metabolic process. The record is from RefSeq and is a predicted model, not a curated record. Gene Ontology annotation, cellular component: plasma membrane. The transcript is spliced from 5 exons. Gene Ontology annotation, molecular function: acetylcholinesterase activity. Lineage: Eukaryota; Metazoa; Chordata; Actinopteri; Characiformes; Acestrorhamphidae. The coding region runs from base 319 to 2211 and encodes 630 amino acids.
CCUAUCGACACAGCGGAGCAGUACUACUCCUAGCCCGUAUCCGCGAGGGGCGAGAUCAAGCGCUCGGAUCUGACAGCAGCGCAGACAGCGCUUCAGUCCCCCCCCGCUCCGCCACACAGGCCGCCCCGCUCCGCACGGCCGCAGCUCCGGCUCCCCUCACUGAAGGACGCGGAGAGGAGGAGGGCAGAGCCCGGGAAAGGAGAGCUGAGGAGCCGCCAGUCUGAGCCGGCUCGUCCGCGGGAGUCGCCAGGUACGAUUCUGAGCUGAGCCUGCAAAAACCUCCGAGCAUCAUAAUCCAAUCCCUAAGACGAAGACAACAUGGAGCUUUCAAAUGUCUUCCUUCUCCCCAUUAUUCUCAUUGUGUUCUUUGUCGACUGUUGUGCUGCCCAGAGUGACGCUGAGCUUACAGUAACAACCAGAUUAGGCCGUGUCCAUGGUAAGCGCUUGCCUGUUCCUGAACGAGGCCAUGUGAUUGCCUUCCUGGGUAUCCCAUUUGCCGAACCUCCAGUGGGAAGAAGGCGUUUUAAGCCAGCAGAGCCCAAAAAGCCCUGGAAUGAUGUGUUUGAAGCCAAAGAAUACCCCAAUGCUUGCUACCAGUUUGUGGACACUUCAUAUCCCGGCUUUCCUGGCACUGAAAUGUGGAAUCCCAACAGAAAUAUGAGUGAGGACUGCCUUUACCUAAAUGUCUGGGUUCCUUCUUCCCCUCGGCCACAUAACCUCACCGUUAUGGUCUGGAUAUAUGGCGGAGGCUUCUACAGUGGCUCCUCCUCCCUGGACGUCUAUGACGGUCGCUAUCUAGCUCAUUCUGAGAAGGUGGUGGUGGUCUCAAUGAACUAUAGGGUGGGUGCUUUUGGAUUCCUCACCUUUAACGGCUCCUCUGAUGCUCCAGGGAAUGUGGGUCUGCUGGACCAAAGAUUGGCACUCCAGUGGGUUCAAGACAACAUUCAGUUCUUUGGAGGCAACCCCAGACAAGUGACUAUUUUUGGGGAAAGUGCAGGCGGAGCCUCGGUUGGUAUGCAUCUUUUGUCGCCAGAGAGUCGUCCAAAAUUUACCCGUGCCAUCUUGCAAAGUGGUGUGCCAAAUUGCCCAUGGGCCACAGUUACCUUUGACGAGGCUCGUAGGAGAGCCACCAAGCUGGCCACGCUGGUAGGCUGCCCUGACGGAAAUGACACCGAGCUGAUCGCCUGCCUAAGGAACAGGGAUCCAUUGGAGCUCAUUGAGCAUGAGUGGCAGGUACUUCCGUACAGCAGCCUGUUCCGCUUUUCCUUUGUGCCCGUUGUGGAUGGCGUGGUCCUCCCUGAUAGUCCCGAAGCCAUGCUUAAUGCAGGCAACUUUAAAGAUACUCAAAUCCUUUUGGGUGUGAACCAGAAUGAAGGGUCCUAUUUCUUGAUUUAUGGUGCACCAGGUUUCAGCAAGGACAAUGAAAGCCUGAUCUCAAGGGAGGACUUCCUGGAAGGCGUGAAGAUGAGUGUUCCUCACGCAAACGAGAUUGGAUUGGAGGCAGUUGUCCUUCAGUACACAGACUGGAUGGAUGAAGACAACCCCCUGAAGAACCGUGAGGCCAUGGAUGACAUUGUGGGAGACCACAAUGUGAUCUGCCCUCUGCAGCAAUUUGCAAAAGCCUAUGCCCAGCACGGCGCACAAAACGCCCACGCAGGAGCAAUGAACCAAGGAAAUCUAGGCUAUGGCAACUCAGCUGGUAACAGUGGCAAUUCAGGUUCGAUAUAUCUCUACCUGUUUGAUCAUCGAGCUUCUAAUCUGGCCUGGCCUGAGUGGAUGGGUGUGAUCCAUGGCUAUGAGAUUGAGUUUGUAUUUGGUCUGCCUUUGGAGAAGAAGCUCGGCUACACAGUAGAAGAGGAGAAACUCAGCAAACGCAUGAUGAAAUACUGGGCUAACUUUGCACGGACUGGGAACCCCAAUAUUAACACUGAUGGCUCUAUUGACACCCGGAAACGGUGGCCUCUCUUCACAGCUAACGAACAGAAGCAUGUGUCCCUGAACACAGAGCCAAUAAAGAUUAUCAAAGGCCUGAAAACGCAGUUCUGUGCCCUUUGGAACCGAUUUCUGCCUAGAUUACUCAACAUUACUGAUAACAUUGACGAUGCUGAGCAGCAGUGGAAGGCUGAGUUCCAUCGCUGGAGCUCCUACAUGAUGCACUGGAAGAGCCAGUUCGAUCACUACAGCAAGCAAGAGCGCUGUACAGACCUCUAAACAGACGUACAGAAAGUGUAAGAGAGAGAGAAAGAAUGCAAGGGAAUGAAAACGAGAGGAAGAGCGAUGACCAUAUUACUCCAUAGUCUCUAGAGUUCCCUGGGUUACAGUAGAUGAUUCUUUGAACGGUGCCUAAGAUUGGAUUCGUGAAUAUUACAGCUAAAUGCACUGUGAAGUGUCUUGUCCUUCACCUGUAAAACCAAGGCUAUGUGUGUCAUUUAAUAUUGUAUCACCUUUUAUUUGUUGUAAAGAGUUAUUAAGAGUUGAAAAAAAGAGAUUAUUGCGGUAAGAGAUUAUAGAGUGUUGUGGUCAUCAUAAAGGAAGAAGGAGAGAAAAUGCUGAAGGUGCGAUAUUACCUCUGAUAACUAGCGAGUGUGUGUGUGUGUGUAUGAGAGAGAGAGUUUGUAUGCGUGUGCAUCAGUACAACUGAUGCUUGGAAACCCUCAUUCACUCUGGUCCUCAGGAUCCCACAUUUCCCUUUUUUACUUAAGGAUUUCCUUUGAUCUGUUCUAGUCGGCUGCUUAACUUAUGAUGGCUGCUUGACCAUUGGCGUGUUUAUCAGUGCGUUUCUUCUGUGUCUAUCUUCCCCACCGUCGUUCGGUCUUGCUAUAUGCUUCAAUACUCUAUCAUUACGUGCAGUCACCUGCUGUCUGCUGUGGGUCCAACUCAACUCUUUGAUAUCACAUAUAGGAAUCAUGAGCCAUUUCAGUCUGUGGUCUGUGUCUGUGUGUGUGUGUGUGUGUGUGUGUGUGUAUGUGUUGGCUAUAUACUGCACCAGAGAGUGUUUGUUGUGGUGUGCAACUGUGCGAGUGAGUGCGUGUGUGACUUGUGAUUUCAAUGUACUUUCGCCAGUAUGUAGACAUGUCUUCAUCUUGAUUGCUGUACACAUUGCAUGAACAUUGGUGCUCACAGCAUGAUCCUCCACUAGUUCUGUGUGUUUGUGAGCGUGUGCUAGGUUCCACAAGUGACUGUUGGGAGUGUGUGUGUUUGCAGGAGCUUACAUACACCCCUAUUUGGCACCUAAAGGGUCAGUAUUCACCUACAUGUAUUGUCUAUAUGUAGCACACCACUCGUGAAUGUCACCUCUACGUUCAUUAUACUCGCCCGGGCAUUUUGUGUGCGCGCGUAUGCAUGUAUGACUGAGUGUGUGUGUGUGUGUCUCUGUGUGUGUGUGUGUACGUCCUAAAAAGAAAAGAGCUGCGUGAAUACUGUGUGAUGUCUGUGUGCCAAAGAGUCAAUACCCCCCCUCCCUCAGUGGGAAAGAAUUUUCAUUACGGUAAUGGAAGGAGCGUAAUUUAGUUAGUGCUUGUUUGAAAUGACAGCCUGCUGUGUCAGCCAUCUUAACUCCAGCCCCACCAUCAGUCACUUGAUGCAGUGGGUGGAUGAUGAAGGAAAACAGAGAGAGUGUUCUGGAGGAAGUGUUCAGAGAAGGGAAGACAAAUUCACAGGAGCCACCACUGCACUCUUAAAAGAACCAAAAUGAAAGGUGCCAAAACAUGUUGCCGUAAAAUCAAUACCAUAGAAAUAAACCACUAUUGCUUUCCCAAAGGACCUUAAAGUUAAAUGAUUAACCAAUGAAAGGUCCUUCUGAAAUAUAAAUGUGGCAUUUCCUGGCGACGCUGCAGAUAAUCAUUUUUUGGCACUUUCAUUUAAAAGAGUUUGUUCUGUAUUUAUUACAUUUCAGCAUGUCUGUUUUUUUUGUUGUAUUUUUGUUGCAUGCUUACAUCAUUUAACAGAUCUAGAGCUCUUUCAAACCACAUGCACUCUUAAAAGUAAAGAUGCUACCAAGAAUUAUUUGAGCAGUGGGAUAGAAGAAUCCUUUUUAUGGCUCUUACAAGAACCAUUUUGGUAAAAUGUUCCAAAUGUUCCUUCUUUUAAAAGGUUUACAUUUUAAGUUUACUUGAAUAUUUUUGUAUAAAUAGGUUUUAUGGGACUCUCUCUGAUCCCAUUGUGAUGCUGGCCAGCACAGGCAUCUUUUGGCCAACAUAUCAGUGCUGGGGAGCCGCCGCUUUCCUGUUAGCUUACUUGCAUGGCUGACUUGAAUCAGAGGAGGCAUGCCCUUGUCCUCACUCUCCUAGUGUUGGGAGCAUUCUAUAAAGAGGGUAUGUGUAUUGGCUUAGCUAAAAAUGGAGAGAAAAUUAAGUAACUAAAAAAAGGGUCUUCUAUGAGAAUCGCUCAGCAAACCCAGUUUAGCAUCUUUAUUUUUAAAAGUGUACUACCAUCAAAUUAGUACACCACCGCUGGUAGUAUACGAAUUGAGACAGCCUAAAUCUCUACAUUGUGUACAUUGUUUUAGUUUGCUGAAAUCAGGAUACGUGUUUUAAUUAUUGUGUACUGUAUUUAUUACUGUAUUUCAGGACAGCUUUUAAACAUAUAUUAUUAUGAUUUUUGUGAUCAUUUGAAUGUAUCUAUUUUUUUUCUCCAUUAUAUAAGCUUUCUUUUCUGUCUGUCUGUUUAUUCUGUUUAUACAUUAUAAAGUGUGUGGUUGUUUGCAUUUAUCUCUAUAAGUCACACCACUGAUUUACCCACAAAUUAUUUAUUUAUGUAUACUAUACUUUGGUUAACACUGUGGAAGGGAUGUGUGGAAGGUCAUGCUGUGCUGUGAUUGGACAGCGGUUCCUCCCAGGAGCAUUGCGGUUGGCUGUCAUCAGACAUGAAACCUCGAUAUGCUUGGAUUAGUGUACUUUUACUUUUAAACAAUGUAAUCACACAUGAAAAAAGGAAUAGCAGAAAAGUACUGUCUUAAAUUAUUUAGGUAGAAAUAUUUGAGUAGAAGAGAUAAGUGAAGUAACUGCAUGUGUCUACAGUGUGGCUGUGCGCGCGUUUCUCUGUGAGUUUGAUUGAAUGACAGCUGCUCUUGCCCCCUUUGCUCAAGGAGAGGGCGUCCUUAUCUCCUCCGUCCAAUGAAAACUCCUGUGCAUGCCCUAGAGCUCCUCCUCCCCUCUGUAUUCUGUACUAAAAAAAAUGACUGUUAUCCCUUGUAACAAUAUGCCAGUGCUGAUGUAUAUUAAAAUAAAUAACAGAUUUAUAUGAAGUAUAUUAAAUUAAAACAGUAUUAAUGGCCCUGAGAUUGAUGUUAGCAAUAAGAGGACAUUACAUGCAAUGGAAUAUGUUUGAUAAUCGAAUGUGUCAGUGUUUAAUUAAUGAGAAAAGAGUGAUUGGAAAUGAAGAUAAUGGUGAAGAUUACAUUGAGGAUGAUGUUGUUGGGAAUUGUCACUGAUUACACAUAUCUGGACAAAGCAAUAGAGGGUGUUUUUAUUGGUAGUAUUUCUGUCAGUGACUUAAUAUUAGAAAUGACCUACACAACUGUUGUGAUUAAUGCAGCCUCCUUUUUCACCACCACUAAUUGGUAUCCAGUGUAGGCCUCCUGCCAAAAAAUGUGUGGUCUUGUAGACCUAAGGGAACAUUUAUCCUCAGAGAAAUAUGUAUGAUUCUAUUCCCCCUCAAAAUUGGCAGGUAUUUUGAUGGGUUGUCCAUUUGUUUGUGCCAUCACUAUUCAUGUUAUUCUUUUCGGUCCAGAUAUUGCUCACUGUGCCAAAAUUGUGUGGUGACAGCACUGUGCGACUCCUCUGCAUGGUAUGUUUCUGCCCUCUCAGGGCACUGUAUCUGAAGUCCUCCAACAAAACCUCAUUAAACAGACUGACUUAAACGGA